Messenger RNA from Sycon ciliatum, 1831 nucleotides. RefSeq names its product dolichyl pyrophosphate Man9GlcNAc2 alpha-1,3-glucosyltransferase-like. Gene Ontology annotation, molecular function: dolichyl pyrophosphate Man9GlcNAc2 alpha-1,3-glucosyltransferase activity. NCBI's taxonomy places the organism in Eukaryota, Metazoa, Porifera, Calcarea, Leucosolenida, Sycettidae. Bases 107 to 1576 code for a protein of 489 amino acids. Gene Ontology annotation, biological process: protein N-linked glycosylation. The transcript has 15 exons. The record is from RefSeq and is a predicted model, not a curated record. Gene Ontology annotation, cellular component: endoplasmic reticulum membrane.
UGUUUCCAGCAGCUGCCAUGCUAUGCUGUGCACGUGCUGCGUGAGGCACACUGCUGCUCUGGAGACUCGUGAUCAAUAAUAAUUGGCGUCCCUCGUAGUAGCAAUCAUGGACUGUUGGGCGGCUGUAGCAGCUGCGCUUGUCGCUGCUAUUGUGCGACAAUGUGUAAGCCUCGGCUCCUAUUCAGGAUACGGCAAGCCACCUAUGCACGGUGAUUUUGAAGCGCAACGACACUGGCAGGAAAUAACUGUCAAUUUGCCUGCUAACGAGUGGUACCACCCGACUCCAGACAAUGAUUUGCUGUACUGGGGCCUGGACUAUCCACCUCUGACAGCCUACCAUAGCUGGCUGUGCGGACAAGUUGCUGAACUCAUCGAUCCGUCUUGGGUAGCACUCAACGCUUCUCGUGGCAUCGAAACCCCAGAGCACAAGCGCUUCAUGCGAGCAACAGCAUUGAUAGCAGAUGUUCUAGUCUAUUUUCCAGCUGCUUUCCUGUACUGCUACUUCCUGAAGCGUCAGUCAGACUGGAGAAAGUCUGUGACAGCCGGUCUUAUUCUUCUCUCCCCUGGUCUCACUCUCAUCGAUCACGGCCACUUCCAGUACAAUGCAGUUAGUUUGGGCUUGGCACUGUGGGGAGUUGUAGCCUGCACACAGGACUAUAAUCAUCUCGGUGCGAUAGCCUUCUCGCUUGCGCUCAACUAUAAGCAAAUGGAGCUCUACCAUGCACUACCUUUCUUUUUCUACCUACUUGGCAAGAGUCUCGCCAAGCCCUACUGGAUGUUCCCCGUGCGAGUCGGCGGAAUCGGCAUUGUUGUCAUUGCAACUUUCUUAGUCUGCUGGAUUCCAUUCCUCUAUAGUCAAGAGGAUGCAUUGCAGGUGCUGCACCGCCUCUUCCCUGUCGGCCGCGGUGUGUUUGAGGACAAGGUAUCGAAUGUCUGGUGCUCAAUAUCAAUUGUUUGGAAGCUCCGCAACUUCGAUCCGUCUUGGGUUCUUAUCCUCAGUACUGUGUCAACCCUGGUUGCCGUGCUGCCUUCGUCAAUUCGGCUUCUGACAAGACCCACCAAACUCAACUUCAUCCUUUCACUUGCCAGUUCUUCUCUGGGAUUCUUUUUAUUCUCAUUUCAAGUUCAUGAAAAGUCAAUUCUCCUGGCUGCUCUGCCCAUGGCACUUCUCCUGCCUCACUACCCGCUUCUUUCCAUCUGGUUUCAAGUGGUUGCUUCGUUUAGCAUGUACCCACUGUUGAAACGUGACGGCGUUGCUCUGGAGUAUGCCGUCGUGACGUUGCUCUUUGUCCUGCUGGCCACGACCAUGUACUGGUCUGUGCUACGUCAGCAGCGCAUGUAUCUAUUUGUGGUGGCCAUUUCUUUUGCCGGUAUGCUGUCACUGCACGCACUGGAAGCGACCGUCGUGCCACCGCGGCGCCUGCCCGACCUCUUCCCGCUGGUCUGGGCCGUGUUCUGCUGUUUCCACUUCUGCGUGUUUGUGCUCCUGCUGCACAACAUCCAGUUCAGUUUGCCGUCCACCUCGUCCUCAUCAUCCACUACCACCACUGCCGGCCACAAACUGAAAUCCAGCUAGAGUACCUACCGUCUGACCAGACUGUGUUCAGCAUAGCCUCAAGCUGAAAUCCAGCUUGACUACUCUGAACGGACUGUUUUCAUAAUAGCUACAAGCAUACUUGUGGCAGCAAUGCCACUACGAAUGUAUCUAUAUUCUAUUCUAUUUUAACCCUAUCUCGUUUUCUAAUUUCCAUCCAUCUGCUAGGUAGGUUCUUUGGUUUUGCCAGAACUGAUGAAAAUUUUAUGUUGCUAUCGACCGAUGGCUUCUCUCUGG